Molecule: messenger RNA, 804 nt
Organism: Arabidopsis thaliana (thale cress)
Lineage: Eukaryota; Viridiplantae; Streptophyta; Magnoliopsida; Brassicales; Brassicaceae
Product: Ta11-like non-LTR retrotransposon
Exons: 3
Coding region: 1-804 (267 amino acids)
Source: RefSeq, marked reviewed
AUGGUUCCUCUUCCUGCACCAAGAAAUGAUGGUAGAGGUCAAGACAUGGCAGAAAGGACAAGAGCGGCUUUACAUGAGGAGCUUUGCAGGUCGGAUAUGAAUUCUCAAUCACAACUGUCAGAUGACUCCUUUCCUGCUCCUAUAACUCCACCUCCAAGGACUGCUACCCCUCCUUUGAAUUCUGCAGAGCUUGCAGCUGCAAGACUUUACCUGUUCCCUUCAAGAACAGCUACUCCUCAGAACUUGAUGGUUGAAAAACCUCAAAUGGCAACUCUUACACCACGUUUCAGGUCAGAAUCUCAUCUCUCUCCACCAAUUGCAGAUGAAGUCACUUCUAGAUUUUCAAGAAUUUUAGAGAUUGGUGAAUCAUCAAGAAGAGCUGAGAUUGGGGAAGGUUCCAGGCCAACUGAAGAAGGUGACUCAUCUAAACGCAAGACCACACAAGUUGAACAGCCAGAGGCAGUUCGAAGGAAUCAAAAGCAGAAAGUAACAGAGCUUAAAGAAGGAGGGAUUCUGAAACCUCCAAAGAAGCGCAAGGGUUUGAAUAAUUGGUAUGCUCAGGAUUUUAUUGGAGUAUUUGCAUACCUAAUGGUUAGUGUGCAGCAAUUCCGUUUGAAUAGACUGGAGAUUCAAGCAGAAAUGGAAUCUGAAGAUGUAGCUGCAACCUUUUGGAUCGAUGAUGAAACUCACGAUGACUUUUUUGCGUCUAGCAAGUCUGGAUGGUGGUGUGAUCGUGGUGAUUUGGUUGUUGGGUUUAGGGAUUUUUUUUACUGGGCAGCUAUUUUAGGUUAUUUGGAGAAGUGA